Messenger RNA from Dictyostelium purpureum, 1202 nucleotides. RefSeq lists its product as uncharacterized. Lineage: Eukaryota; Evosea; Eumycetozoa; Dictyosteliales; Dictyosteliaceae. The transcript has 3 exons. Bases 21 to 1166 code for a protein of 381 amino acids. Gene Ontology annotation, molecular function: zinc ion binding; S-(hydroxymethyl)glutathione dehydrogenase [NAD(P)+] activity. Gene Ontology annotation, biological process: formaldehyde catabolic process. The record is from RefSeq and is a predicted model, not a curated record. Gene Ontology annotation, cellular component: cytosol.
UAAAAACAUAUCAUAUUAAAAUGACUACUGAAGGUAAAGUUAUUACAUGUAAAGCCGCCGUUGCUUGGGAAGCCAAUAAGCCAUUAAGCAUUGAAGAAAUUGAAGUUGAACCACCAAAGAAGGGUGAAGUUAGAGUUAAAAUUUUAUAUACUGGUGUUUGUCAUACUGAUUCAUAUACAUUAUCAGGUCAAGAUCCAGAAGGUAUUUUCCCAUGUAUUUUGGGUCACGAAGGUGGUGGUGUUGUUGAAUCAAUUGGUGAAGGUGUUGAAACUGUCAAAGUUGGUGAUCAUGUUAUUCCAUUAUAUAUUCCAGAAUGUAAAGAAUGUAAAUUCUGUAAAUCUAAUAAAACCAAUCUUUGUUCAUUAAUUCGUAUCACUCAAGGUAGAGGUCAAAUGCCAGAUGGCACCACUAGAUUCAAAUGUAAAGGUAAGGAAAUUUUCCAUUUCAUGGGUACCAGUACUUUUUCAGAAUACACUGUUUUACCAGAAAUCUCUGUUUGUGUUGUUAGAAAAGAUGCUCCACUCGAUAAAGUUUGUUUAUUAGGUUGUGGUAUUACCACUGGUUUUGGUGCUGCUAAAUUCACUGCCAAAGUUGAUGAAGGUUCAACUGUUGCUAUUUUUGGUCUUGGUGCUGUUGGUUUAAGUGUUGCUCAAGGUGCUGUUGAUUGUGGCGCUAAAAGAAUUAUUGGUAUUGAUACCAACGAAUCUAAAUUUGAAAGUGGUAAGUUAUUUGGUUGCACCGAAUUUAUCAAUCCACUCAAAGAUGUCCCAGCUGGUAAAAAUAUUCAACAACACAUUGUCGAUAUCACUGAUGGUGGUGUCGAUUAUUCAUUUGAAUGUAUUGGUAAUGUCAAUGUUAUGAGAUCCGCCCUUGAAUGUUGCCAUAAGGGCUGGGGUGUUUCAACCAUUGUCGGUGUUGCACCAGCCGGCACCGAAAUUUCAACUCGUCCAUUCCAAUUAGUUACUGGUAGAGUUUGGAAAGGUUCCGCUUUUGGUGGUGUCAAAUCACGUUCACAACUUCCAUUAAUUGUAGACAAAUAUAUGGACAAGAAAUUAAAAGUUGAUGAAUAUGUCACUUUUACUUAUCCAUUAAGUGAAAUUAAUGAAGCUUUUCAUGUUAUGCACGAAGGAAAAAGUCUCCGUUCAGUUGUCCAUUUUGAAAAGUAAACUUAUAAUAAAAAUUUAAAAUAUUUUAAAUUGUGU